Molecule: messenger RNA, 1581 nt
Organism: Nannospalax galili (Upper Galilee mountains blind mole rat)
Lineage: Eukaryota; Metazoa; Chordata; Mammalia; Rodentia; Spalacidae
Gene: Pltp
Product: phospholipid transfer protein
Biological process (GO): high-density lipoprotein particle remodeling; phospholipid transport; ceramide transport
Molecular function (GO): phosphatidic acid binding; ceramide transfer activity; diacylglycerol binding
Source: RefSeq, a predicted model, not a curated record
GCGCUGGAGCUGGUGAAGCAGGAGGGGCUGCGCUUUCUGGAGCAAGAGCUGGAGACCAUCAUCAUCCCAGAUCUGCAGGGCCGAAAGGGCCACUUCUCCUACAACAUCUCGGACGUGAAGGUCACUGAGCUGCAGUUGAUAUCCUCAGAGCUCCAUUUCCAGCCAGAGCAAGAGCUGAUAUUGCACAUCUCCAAUGCUUCCUUGGGGCUGCGCUUCCGAAGACAGCUUCUCUACUGGUUCUUCUAUGAUGGGAGCUACAUCAAUGCCUCGGCCGAGGGUGUGUCCAUCCGCAUAGGUCUGCAGCUCUCCCGGGAUCCCACUGGUCGGAUUAAAGUGUCCAAUGUCUCCUGUGAGGCUUCUGUCUCUAGAAUGGAUAUGGCCUUCGGAGGAACCUUCAAGAGGGUGUAUGACUUCUUCUCCACAUUCAUCAUCUCUGGGAUGCGUUUCCUCCUCAAUCAGCAGAUCUGCCCAGUGCUCCACCAUGCUGGAAUGGUGCUACUCAACACCCUCCUGGACACAGUGCCUGUACGCAGUUCUGUGGAUGAGUUGGUUGGCAUUGACUACUCCCUCCUGAAGGAUCCUGUGGUCUCCAAUGGCAAUCUAAACAUGGAAUUCCGGGGAGCAUUCUACCCGCUGGGCGAGGGGAACUGGAGUCUCCUCAACAGGGCAGUGGAGCCCCAGCUGCAGGAGGAGGAGCGGAUGGUGUAUGUGGGCUUCUCUGAGUUCUUCUUUGACUCUGCCAUGGAGAGCUAUUUCCGGGCCGGGGCCCUGCAGCUGACGCUGGUGGGGGACAAGGUGCCACAGGAUCUGGACAUGCUGUUGAGGGCCAUCUACUUUGGGAGCAUCAUUCUCCUGAGCCCUACAGUGAUUGACUCCCCACUGAAGCUGAAGCUGCAGGCCAUGAGCCCUCCACGCUGCACCAUCAAGCCCUCAGGCACCACCAUCUCAGUCACUGCCAGCGUCACCAUCACCUUGGCCCCACCCAUGCUGCCUGAAAUCCAAUUGUCCAAGAUGAUCAUGGAAGCCCGUCUUAGUGCCAAGAUGACGUUCCGGGGCAAGGCACUGCGCACGAAGUUGGACCUCCGCAGGUUCCAUAUCUACUCAAACCAGUCUGCGCUGGAGUCUUUGGCACUGAUUCCGCUGCAGACCCCACUGAAGACCCUGCUGCAGAUCGGGGUGAUGCCCAUGCUCAAUGAGCGGACCUGGCGAGGAGUACAGAUCCCCCUACCUGAGGGAAUCAACUUCGUGCAUGAGGUGGUGACGAACCACGCAGGCUACCUCACCAUUGGGGCUGACCUCCACUUUGUCAAAAGGCUUCAAGAAGUGAUUGACAAGAACCAGCCUGCCAACGCUGUGGACCCUAGGGACUCCAGGGCCCCACCACCCUCCACCGCAGUUGCCUGAGCCCUUCAGGCCCUCUGGAAGCUGGUAUUCAGGAACUGAGCACUCAGAAGCCCUUUCCUCUCCCCAUUCAUAGCCUGUAGUCUCCCCAGAGCCACAGAGAAUGCGGUCCGAAGCUACAUCCAAUUUAUUUUCAUAAUCAGUCAAUCUGUCAAUUACAAUCCUCUAUCCUUCUCUUUA